AUGAAUUUGAAACUUUUCAACAUCGUAUUUAUUUUUGUCUGCGCGACUAGACAUGGGAUAAGUGUAAGAUACGUUUCCUCUGUCUCCUUCUUCUUUUGUUCAUGUUUUGCACAUCAUCGGUCAUCAUGGCAAAAAAAGUCUGGCAAUUUCAUCAAAACAUCUUGCGGUGUGACCCAGUAUCCAGAUUUAUGUUUUGAAUCACUUUCAGUAUUUAGAAGCUAAAUCCAACAAACUAAGAAAAGAGCUCAAACAUCAUUACACGUAAGUUUAUCCCAAGCUAGAUCUGUAAGGAGUUACGUUUCCACGAUGACUAGAGUUAAAGGUAUCAAAGGUAUAGAUCUCCAAGAUUUGAAAGAUUGUGUAGAUAGUAUGGGUGAUAGUGUGGAUCGGUUGAGUAAAUCCAUCAAAGAACUUGGAGAAAUGAGUAAGGGUAAAAAUGUUGUUUCCGAUUUCAUGUGGCAUAUGAGUAAUGUACAUACUUGGGUAAGUGCUGCACUUGCUGAUGAAAAUACUCGUACUAAAGGGUUUACAUGUCAUGGCAAGAAUACUAAUUAUAGAAUUUCUAUUAGGAGAAGAGUCACUGGUGUUGCUCAGGUUACUAGUAAUGCACUUGCUCUGGUUAAUCAUUUUUCUGCUAAGCACUACUAA
Messenger RNA from Papaver somniferum (opium poppy), 648 nucleotides. Its product is annotated as 21 kDa protein-like. The record is from RefSeq and is a predicted model, not a curated record. Gene Ontology annotation, biological process: negative regulation of catalytic activity. Lineage: Eukaryota; Viridiplantae; Streptophyta; Magnoliopsida; Ranunculales; Papaveraceae. Gene Ontology annotation, molecular function: enzyme inhibitor activity.